Molecule: messenger RNA, 1548 nt
Organism: Gossypium arboreum
Lineage: Eukaryota; Viridiplantae; Streptophyta; Magnoliopsida; Malvales; Malvaceae
Exons: 7
Coding region: 1-1548 (515 amino acids)
Molecular function (GO): nucleic acid binding
Source: RefSeq, a predicted model, not a curated record
AUGCCUUUUGGACUGAAAAAUGCACCGGCAACUUUUAUGGAUCUGAUGAACAGAGUGUUUCAACCCUAUCUGGAUCGAUUUUUUGUAGUAUUUAUCGACGACAUACUGGUGUAUUCGAGGACUGAAGAUGAACAUGAUGAACAUCUACGAGUCGUUCUCUUAUUUGAUGAUGGUAGCCUGUUGGAUAAGCUCCAAGUUGAACUAGUGUGGAUUGAGCAGAUUAAGAAUAAGCAGUUGGAAUAUGAGUCAUUAGGUCUUUGGUUCUAUCAGAUUGAAAAGGGUAAUACUGUGGAUUUUGGUUUGAACAGUGAAGGGGUACUCUAUUUCCGAGGCAAAAUUUGUGUACCUAAAGAUACUGAUUUGAGGCAGGCCAUUCUGCAAGAGGCGUAUAGUAGUCCCUAUGUUAUGCACCCAGGAGGAAAUAAGAUGUAUAGAGAUCUUCGUGGGAUAUAUUGGUGGCUAGGUCUUAAGCGUGAGGUUACCGAUUUUGCAAGGAAAUGUCUGACUUGCCAACAGUCUAGCAUACAGAUGGCUCCUUACGGAGCACUUUAUGAUCAUAAGUGUCGCACUCCAUCGUGUUGGACUGAGUUGGGUCAGUGGCGUGUUCUGGGUCCUGACCUAGUAUCUGAUACUGAGAGUAAGGUUAGAUUAAUUCGGGAUCGACUGAAGGCAGCAUCUGAUAGACAGAAGUCAUAUGCGAAUCUGAAGCAUUUUGUUGAUAUCAUUCUUAGCAAUCUUAGACUCAUGUUUGAUGAGUAUGUUAAGAAAUCCAAAUCCACGUCUUCCUCUUUGGCUAAGAGUUCUAAUGUUUCGGAUAAUAAUAUUGUUUAUUCUAGUUUGCAUCAACACAAUGUUAAUAGUGUUGAUUUUGAGGGAGAUUUUGAUGAGAGUGAUGAUGAUAAAUGGUGCGGCACCCUUACGACACCACAAGCUGGUUCAACUGCUGUCGGUUUGAUCCAGGUGCUUAAGGAUAUAUUGCGCAGUUGUGUCCUCGAGUUUAGUAGCAGUUGGGAGCGAUAUUUGCCUCUAGUGGAGUUCGCUUACAACAACAGUUAUCAGUCGAGUAUUAAAGUGGCACCAUUUAAGGCAUUAUAUGGUAGGAGAUGUAGGACUCCCUUAUGUUGGUUUGAGUUGGAUGAGAGACACAUUGUAGGUCCGGAGUUGAUUCAGGAGACUGAAGAGAAUGUUAGGGAUGGAGUGUUCCUUAAGGUUUCACCUUGGAAGAAAGUUCUAAGAUUCAAACGGAAAGGAAAGUUGGGUCUGAUAUUUAUUGGACCUUAUAAGGUUAUUGAGACGAUCGAACCGGUAGCAUAUCGACUCAGGUUGUUGACUAAACUUGAGCAUAUUCAUGACGUGUUUUACAUGUCUAAGUUGAAAAAGUAUCGAUCUGACCCAUCGUAUAUUUUUCCAAUCAAGGAGAUUGAGGUUCGAUCUGAUCUUACCUAUGAAAAAGAACUGAUCAAGAUCCUAGCUCGUGAGAUAAAGUUGCUGUGUAAUAAGAGCAUACCUUUAGUGAAGGUUUUGUGGCGUAAUAACAAAAUUGAAUAG